GCAGAAACGAUAGACAGUUCUGUGCUACGACAACAUAUGGAAAAAAUUCGGUGCAAUUGUUGACGUUAGCUGAGCCACACUUGCGAUCACGAGAAAGAAUGGCGUGCCUGAAGAUUUAUUUUGUUCUGCUUUUGGCCGUUGCAAUCGGCGUGGCAGUUGCAAAACCAGGAUACUUGGGCGGCUAUGGAUACGGCGGCUACUAUCCAUAUUCUUAUGGUUAUAAAUUCCCAUUCUACGGCUAUGGUCACGGAUACGGACAUGGAUAUGGUCAUGGCUAUGGAGGAUAUGGAUAUCCGCACUACGGCUACGGUCAUUAUGGUCAUUACGGUUACUAUUAAAGCGGACACAAAACAACGGCCUUCUUCUGGAUUCUCUGGAACACAAUCCGAAGAAUGAGCUCAGUUCAAAAGCGAUCUACGUCAUUUUCUUUUUAUGAUAUGUUCUUGUCGUCAAGAUUGAUCUACUGCCCCGAAAAACAUUCCUAUUCAUACAUGUAUCAAAUUGUACAAUAUUCAAUACAUCUGUAACAAAAUUUAAAAAAAAAGACAGAAUCACUCAAAAAAUUUCAGUAUCAUAAAGUAUUCAUAUAUCACGAAUAAUAUCACAAAUAUGAAUAUAUAAAAAAAUAAUAAGCUAUGUAUUAUUGAAAAUUAAAUCUUACUAAUGUUAUCUUUGAUAAACAGUAAUGUUUAAUCACUAAUUAUUAUUGCAACAACUUUAUACUGAUAAAAUAAAUCAGCACAAACAUAGGAAAA
Linepithema humile (Argentine ant) is the source of this 755-nucleotide messenger RNA. Its product is annotated as shematrin-like protein 1. The record is from RefSeq and is a predicted model, not a curated record. Lineage: Eukaryota; Metazoa; Arthropoda; Insecta; Hymenoptera; Formicidae.